CAGCCCGGCCCAGCCCCGGUAAAGUUGUGCCUCUCGCACUUGGAAACUUUUGGGAGCCGAGCCGGGCUUUGCUGAGAAAUGACUGCUGUCACUGCAGCCAACGUGAACUUCAAAUGGGACCCCAAGAGCCUGGAGAUAAGGACCCUGGCAGUGGAGAGGCUGCUCGAGCCUCUUGUUACACAGGUAACAACACUGGUUAACACCAGCAACAAGGGCCCCUCCAAUAAAAAACGAGGCCGUUCUAAAAAGGCUCAUGUCUUGGCUGCUUCAGUCGAGCAAGCAACAGAGAAUUUCCUGGAGAAAGGAGACAAAAUUGCCAAGGAGAGCCAGUUCCUGAAGGAGGAGCUGGUGGCAGCUGUGGAAGAUGUUCGUAAGCAAGGUGACCUGAUGAAGAGUGCCUCGGGGGAGUUUGCAGAUGACCCCUGCUCGUCGGUGAAGCGAGGGAACAUGGUGCGGGCGGCGCGCGCGCUGCUCUCGGCCGUCACCCGCCUGCUCAUCCUGGCUGACAUGGCAGACGUCUACAAACUGCUUGUGCAGCUCAAAGUUGUGGAAGAUGGUCUCUUGAAACUAAGAAAUGCUGGCACAGAGCAAGACUUGGGUAUCCAGUACAAAGCCCUCAAACCAGAAGUGGACAAGCUUAAUAUAAUGGCAGCCAAAAGACAGCAGGAGCUGAAAGAUGUGGGUCACCGCGAUCAGAUGGCAGCAGCCAGAGGCAUCCUGCAGAAGAACGUGCCCAUCCUGUACACAGCAUCCCAGGCCUGCCUGCAGCACCCCGACGUGGCUGCCUACAAAGCCAACAGGGACCUGAUCUACAAGCAGCUGCAGCAGGCGGUCAGCGGCAUCUCCAACGCCGCCCAGGCCACGGCCUCGGACGAUGCUGGCCAGCAGCAGGGAGGGGGUGGAGAGCUGGCCUAUGCCCUCAACAACUUCGAUAAACAAAUCAUCGUGGACCCGUCGACGUUCAGCGAGGAGCGGUUCCGGCCGUCGCUGGAGGAGCGGCUGGAGAGCAUCAUCAGCGGCGCGGCGCUCAUGGCAGACUCGUCCUGCACGCGCGACGACCGCCGCGAGCGCAUCGUGGCCGAGUGCAACGCCGUGCGCCAGGCGCUGCAGGACCUGCUCUCCGAGUACAUGGGCAACGUGAGUGAUCAUCCUGGGGGUCUAAAAUGUGGGAUUGGAGCUCCAUGGGCAACGUGAGUGCUGAUCCUGGGG
Sturnus vulgaris (Common starling) is the source of this 1209-nucleotide messenger RNA. The record is from RefSeq and is a predicted model, not a curated record. NCBI's taxonomy places the organism in Eukaryota, Metazoa, Chordata, Aves, Passeriformes, Sturnidae.